Seriola dumerili (greater amberjack) is the source of this 1209-nucleotide messenger RNA. RefSeq names its product cilia- and flagella-associated protein 251-like (gene hrc). The record is from RefSeq and is a predicted model, not a curated record. Lineage: Eukaryota; Metazoa; Chordata; Actinopteri; Carangiformes; Carangidae. Bases 253 to 1209 code for a protein of 318 amino acids. The transcript is spliced from 5 exons. Gene Ontology annotation, molecular function: calcium ion binding.
AGCACAAGGCUGGCACACUGCUCUGUCAGUCUUGUGAACACGGCCCUCCUCUCCCCCUCUGUCUGUGGCCUGGAGCAAAGACCUGAAUAAUAUCCCUCAAUCUUCUGAAACUCUGUUGCGUUUCCUGUGGAUUUUAUGUUUUUUAAGUGUUGAAAACCCAACGAUUGUUUUGGUUUUUGGUGGGAAAAACAGGGAAAAGACAUUCUUCCAGUCUGGAUUUGUAGCUAAGAAGAGCUGUGUAAAAUUUCCAAGAUGGCAUCUUUGAAAGGCUGGGUAGUGGGGCUCCUGCUGGUGCUCCUGUGCCCGUCCCAGGUGCCGCUUUCUGGGGUGGUGAGUGCCCAGGACGUGGCUGAAGCAGAGGCAGACCUCCAUGCCAGAAAUUAUGAGGAGGCCGUUGCAGAGGAAGGUGAAACUACUCAGGGCGAUGAUGGCGCUGGUGAGGAAGAGGAACAGGUAGCAGAAGAGGAAGGUGAAGAAGAAUCAGAUGAUGAGGAGGAGGAUGAAGAAGGGGAGGCUGAGGAGGAAGAUGGGGAGGAAGAAGAGGAGGCAGGAGAAGCAGAGGAGGAGGAAGAGGAGACUGCUGAUGAAGAAGCGGAGGAGGAGGAAGAGGAGGAAGCUUCUGAUGAAGAGGCUGCUGAGGAAGAUGAAGAGGAGGAGGAAGAUGCUGUGGAAGAAGAGGAGGAGGACGCUGAGGACGAGGCUGCUGAGGAAGACGGAGAGGAGGUGGCUGCUGAGGAGGAGGAAGAGGCUGGAGACGAGGAAGAGGAGAAUGAUGCAGAAGAAGAAGAGGCUGAUGAGGCAGCAGCAGAGGAAGAUGAGGAGGAAGAUGAGGAGGAGGAGGAGGAGGAGGAUGCUGAUGAAGAUGUGGAGGAGGAGGAGGACUCUGAAGGAGAGGAGGUAGCUGCGGAGGAGGAGGCUGAUGAUGCUGAGGAAGAGGAGGAUAUUGCUGAGGAUGAGUCUGAGGAAGAGGAUGCAGAGGCCGCCACUGAGAGGCCGCAAUUCCACUCUGGCUCUUUGUGUAGCGUGUGCUCCAUCUGUGAGCACUGCUCUAACAACUGUGACAAGUGUCCCUGUGAAGAGGGAGAUGAGUCAGAUCACUGUGAGCACUGCCAAGGAUGCUCAUCCUGCUACCUUUGCCCCAUACUGUGUGACACAAUAUGCACCCCAGGUGGCCUUGUUGAUGAGCUAACCGGGUCCCUCUUUCAGUAA